Candidula unifasciata is the source of this 621-nucleotide messenger RNA. NCBI's taxonomy places the organism in Eukaryota, Metazoa, Mollusca, Gastropoda, Stylommatophora, Geomitridae. The record is from the annotation of a GenBank genome assembly.
AUGGAGAUCCAACAUUUUACAUUCUAUAUAUUGACGAUCUUAGCGGCAUGUCUGUUGUGUGUUGAAGGGAUCGGUUUCAAUCUUGCCUCCAAUCAAAAGAAGUGCCUUCGUGAAGAGAUUCAUAAAGAUGUGCUUGUUACCGGCGAGUAUGAAGUUCAAGACAAUGGACAGAGAGUUGACCUAACCGUAACAGAUUUGAGAAGCCACACUUUGUACUCAAAGGAAAAUGCCAUUAAAGGUCGAUUUGCUUUUACCACUGACGAAUAUGACCAGUAUGAAAUUUGUUUUAUAUCCAAGGCAAUGGGAAUAGCUCCAGAAAGAGAGGUGUAUCUCAGUGUCAAGCAUGGGGUCGAAGCCAAAAACUACGAAGAUAUUGCUAAAGCUGAACAGUUAAAACCACUGGAAGUUGAACUGAGAAGAUUAGAAGACUUGUCCUUAUCCAUUGCUGAUGAUUUUGCGUACAUGAGGCAUCGCGAGGAAGAAAUGAGAAAUACCAAUGAGUCCACUCACUCUCGUGUAAUGUACUUCAGUAUAUUCUCCAUGUUUUGCCUUCUGGGACUGGCAACCUGGCAAGUUCUCUACCUGAGGAGAUAUUUUAAGGCGAAAAAGCUUAUAGAAUAA